GUGUGGCAAAUCUUGAUUUUUCCCGGAGAAGCUCGUCCUCUCCGAUAAGAAAAAGGGCUCGCCCUCCUCCGGACGUCUACUUGUAUCGGAUUGGCGUGGGGUGGAGGUCCGACUCGAGAUCGAUUUUCUUUGGUUGGUGAGGAACCGUAGCUUGCUUGGAUGGUGGAGUACCAGUCGAAUCUAUCAGUUCGUCCACGAUAAGUCCGGCCCCGAAGGCAACUGUAUCAAAUCGCCGGAGAACAACCAGGAAGCGGAUAAGAGAUCGAAUUUUGAGUUGCCCCGGCGAUGGCGAGCAGCUCGUCCUCGUCGCAGAUCAUCUGCGCCUCCUUCAAUCAGGACAACAGCUUGUUUUCGGUCGGGACGAAGAACGGGUUCAUGAUUUUCGACGCCCGUAGUGGGAGGCUCUGCUAUAAAAAGAAUCUUGGGGGAUUCAACAUUGUGGAAAUGCUAUUUGGCACAAGCCUUCUUGCCAUUGUAGGAACCGGUGAACAGCCUGCAAUGUCUCCUCGGCGCCUCUGUCUUUUCAAUACCAAAAAAGGAGCCUCGGUGAAAGAUCUGAACUUUAAGACUUCAAUCUUGGCUGUUCGAUUAAGUAGGAAGAGGCUUGUUGUUGUAUUGCAGCACAAGACUUUUAUUUAUGAUCUAAAUAGCAUUACUAUCUUGGAAGAAAUUGAAACAGUGUCCAAUACAAAAGGUCUUUGUGCAUUUGCUCCUAACUCAGAAGGGUGUUAUUUGGCUCUCCCGGCAAGCACAUCAAAAGGAUCUGCAUUAGUAUAUAAAGCAUCAGAAUCUGAAUUAAUAUGUCAGAUAGAUGCUCAUCAGUCUCCAUUAGUGGCAAUGGUUUUCUCUUCGAAAGGCAUGUACCUGGCAACGGCUUCUGAAAAGGGUACUAUCAUUAGAGUACAUCUUGUUGCACAAGCGACCAAGUCACAUAGUUUUCGGCGGGGAACAUACCCAUCAACGAUCUAUUCACUGUCAUUUAGUCCAUCUAUUGAUAUGCCUGACGUUCUUGUUGCCACUAGUUCAUCAGGCUCUUUGCACAUGUUUUUCCUUGAUGCUGUCAGAAACGGAAGGAGCCAAGCAAGUAAGUUGCUCAGUUCAGUGAUUCCUGGAUCAGUAACUGAUGCUUUGGACCCAGCUAAUCAUCAUGUUAUUCACAGUGUUGUCCCUGCAGAAAUCAAGAGCUGUCUGGCAGUGCAUAGUGUAGAAAAUUCCCAAAAUUCUUCCAAACUUCCUGCAUUGAGGACUGUAAUCUACAUUGUAACACAUGACGGAUACUUCCGGGAGUAUGUGAUCUGCACAACCAAGUCAAAUGAAUCUUCGUGGACUUUGGAGCGUGAAUUCAGUUUGCUGGACACUGGUUCGGGUAGUUUCAAGCAGAACGAGCAUCCCGUGGACUGAACUGAAUAUUGACUUACCAUGGAUCUGUCAACUGAUAACGCGGAUGAUGGAGAUGUUGAGCGACUAGUGGAAAGGAUGCACGGCGAAGUCAUGGAAGGGAUGCACGGUGAAGCCGUGUCACAGCCACUUAACUGCUUCAUGGCGUUAAGUAUUUGUUCCUGUAAGAGAGGACAGGACUACAACAUCAAUGGAGCUGAACAAAUUCAGUCUUUUUCAUUUUGAGUUGUUUGAUGGGUGGGUUUUCCUUUUCGUUUGUCAGUGUGUGUUUAUGGGGGGAUUUACCCUCUGAAGCAU
Molecule: messenger RNA, 1695 nt
Organism: Phragmites australis (common reed)
Lineage: Eukaryota; Viridiplantae; Streptophyta; Magnoliopsida; Poales; Poaceae
Product: autophagy-related protein 18b
Exons: 12
Coding region: 286-1401 (371 amino acids)
Biological process (GO): protein localization to phagophore assembly site; autophagy of mitochondrion; protein lipidation
Cellular component (GO): phagophore assembly site membrane; extrinsic component of membrane; cytosol
Molecular function (GO): phosphatidylinositol-3,5-bisphosphate binding; protein binding; phosphatidylinositol-3-phosphate binding
Source: RefSeq, a predicted model, not a curated record